CAAGAGACACUAAAACGGGAUGUUGGAGGCUGUUGUGCGUCUGACGACCACGCAGCCUGCGUUGGGAGGUGUUUAGCUGUUCGUGUCAUCUGAGAACGGAAUCAGAGGAGAUAUUUUCACGCGUUUUAGUCACCAGAUGAAGAGUCGCGACACAAUCCUGAGUCUGUUGCUUGUUGUCUCGAUGCUCCGGCUUUAGUGUAGAUGCGCGUCCCAUAGAAGAGAGCAGAAGAGGAGGAGGAGGGAUCAUGAACACACCGCCGAGGAGGAGGAGGAUGGCUCUCCGCUCGCAUAACGGUGUCGCUCGGGCUGAGAACACGGCUUUCUCUGCGUCAUUCUGACUUUACAUAACGCGUAUUGGUCCCAUUACUGAACCCGUCGCAUUUAAACGCGUAUCCAGAUGGGUGUUCGGGGGUCGAGUGGUUGUAGGCCUGAUGUACGGCACUCGGAUCCCCAGACCGGGGCCGUGUUGUGCUAGCUAACGCUGCUCCUGCUAAUGCCGCUGCACAGAGUCAGUCUCGGGCUCUCAUCAGCGACAUACCGCUUCAUAACGGACACACAGACACUAACAGCCGGCUCGUGAGAUGUAAACACGGCUGUUAUAGUAUCUACAGCGUGGACUUUAACUGCCCGACGGAAAGCAAAUGUGUCCAAACGGCAUCUGAACAGCGUUUCUGUAGCCGCACAGCUCGAGCUCAAACUGCUACUCAGAAUCACUCGCACUUUCAGGGACAAAUUUCCCCCCAUCCGCAGUUUCACCUCGACACAAACUGAGAUGGAUAAACUGACCAUAAUUUCAGGAUGUCUCUUUCUGGCUGCGGAUAUAUUUGCCAUAGCAAGCGUCGCAAACCCGGACUGGAUAAACACUGGCGAAUCUGCGGGUGCUCUGACUGUGGGUUUGGUGAGGCAGUGUCAGACCAUCCACGGACGAGACAGAACCUGCAUCCCGCCCCGAUUGCCGCCGGAGUGGGUGACCACGCUGUUCUUCAUCAUCAUGGGCAUCAUCUCCCUCACGGUUACCUGCGGCCUACUAGUGGCAUCACACUGGCGCCGAGAAGCCACGAAGUAUGCACGGUGGAUAGCCUUCACAGGAAUGAUUUUGUUCUGCAUGGCAGCUCUUAUCUUCCCCAUCGGCUUCUACAUUAACGAAGUGGGCGGCCAGCCGUACAAGCUGCCCAACAACACGGUGGUGGGCUCGUCCUACGUGCUCUUCGUGCUCUCCAUCUUCUUCACAAUAGUGGGGCUGCUGUUUGCAGGAAAGGUCUGCCUGCCUGGCUGAGGAUGCCUCUUCUUCCAAGGAUCGUCCAGAAGCUUUUGGAUUUUUCUUUUUUCUUUUUUUUUCUUCCAAAGAGGAACAAACAAAACAGCAGUGUUAGCUGUGGAGGAGACGUGUUCGCAAAGUGGGACGGUGACACUCAGAUUAGCAGAUUAACAGCUAACUCACAUAAUGCCACUGCACUCACUCAUGGGUCCUCGUGGGUCCUGUCAGUUUCCCCCAGAAACCAACCUGAGCUUAUUUGUCGAAUCAGUUUUUACGUUCAGAUGCACUUCCGAUUUUUUUAUUUUUUUUUGUCCAACGCGCGACCCACGAGCCUCUGAGGGGAUCGCAUGCCUGUGUUCCAGGUGAUUCACGCGCUCACACUGAUGACCUCAUGCUUAUCAUCCCUUAUGAGAAUUCUUUUUCAGUUACUUUAAUUUUACUCCAGCAUUGUACAGUUUUGUAUGGAUACAACGUUUGCUUUCGCUAAAAGGAAGACUCGAGGCUCCAGAACGCCUUCGUUGGUCCCUCACUGUGCUCCUGAACUAAGGAUGAUAAGGGAUUUGUGAGCAUAUGUGAGAGAGCUCGGUGGAAGACACGUUUUGUUAGGAAAACUACAGGAAACGGAAGCACUAGGACUGCCGGUCAGGACCCUGUGAGGCCGUGCCUCAUUGUGCUAACUCCCUCACCUGAGAGACUUGUCACACACACGCGCACACACACACACACACACACCCACAUAGACACACUAGGUCUGGUGACCAAAAUGAACUGCUACAUGCCCUUGUAUGUGUCUUGGGCUCCAUCAGGUCAGUGUUUGAGAGAGAUCUGUUUUGCCCUUUAACCUAAUUACUUUAUUCCCCUCAUCUUGAUUUGCUCUUCUGACACUCGGGAUAUGUUCGGUGUUAUUCGCUAACGUGCCACGAAUCUGUUCCCACCAUAUAAGUAGUAGGGCGGACGCAGUUAGAGGGAGGACCCUGCAUUAAAGCCAUCAGUAUUUGAAACACCGCAGUUGUACAGAUAAAGAAAAGAGAGACCUCUUUACCUCAUUGUUUUUUGUAAGACAAGACUUUUUGUUCUUUUUCCUUUGCUAACCAUGAUGUGUGCCCUGUAAGUUAUAUCUUGCUUUGGUCAAAGACAUUUAUCGAGAACAAAAAAAAAAAUGCUGUGAUCAUUGCAACUUAUUUAUCUGACACUGAAUAACAGGAGAACAAGAAUGUGUGAGUGACAUCCUUUCUUUUUGAAGUAUUCCUUAUUUUAAAUCAGUGUAUCAUGCAAGAGUGUAUAUUUACAAGGACUUGGAAUCUGUAUUAUUUUGCUCUUUCUAUGAAUUGAAGGUCAGUUUUCUCCUUAGGAGAGAUUGCUCUGUAUGAAAUCUGUCGCUCUUGUUUAUUUGACCCAGCGUCCGUCCCAGAAAAGAAUUACUCAACAAGUGAACAGUUGCCUUUAGUCGUGUUCUUUUAACCGUUUUACACACACAAAGCCGAAAAAGUAUUCAUCUAUACUUUGCGCUUCAAACCCAGGUAGAGGAGUAUGUAUCCUGUUUAUAUGAUAUAAACUCCAGUUUGUUAUAGGAAUGAUUGAAUAAUAAAUGACAGGGUAUGUGUGGGUGGGUGUGUUUAGGGGGUGUGUGUCUGUGUGUGUUAGGGUGUGUGUGCUUGGGGGUGUGUGUGGGGUGUGUGUGUGUGUGUGUGUGUGUGUGUACUUGGGUGUGUGUAUACUUGGGUGUGCACAUGCUUGGAGGGGUGUGUGUGUGUGUGUGUUUGUGCAAGUUAGAGACAACCAGUAGUGGAAGACAUCCAGCUUUGGAUUUAGGGGGGAAAACUUCUAAAUGGAAAUAAAAACAAAUAAGUGACUUUAAAUAAAAGUUAAGGAAUAGAUAUUAUUUAUGAAUACAGACAUACAGAUUAUGUAUGAAUAACAGUAUUAUCUAUGAAAGGAUAUUAGCAUUCCUUGUGCACAGUUACUGUUAACAGCUCCAUAUUACUGACAAGGCAAUUGUUUUUUUUUCCUUCUGCUUCACUAUUUCACUGUAUAAAAUAAAAGGCCUUAAAAAAGCCUUAAUGACUGCUAUUAA
Messenger RNA from Tachysurus vachellii, 3332 nucleotides. RefSeq names its product modulator of smoothened a (gene mosmoa). Gene Ontology annotation, biological process: negative regulation of smoothened signaling pathway. The coding region runs from base 773 to 1276 and encodes 167 amino acids. The record is from RefSeq and is a predicted model, not a curated record. NCBI's taxonomy places the organism in Eukaryota, Metazoa, Chordata, Actinopteri, Siluriformes, Bagridae. The transcript has 3 exons. Gene Ontology annotation, cellular component: Golgi apparatus; ciliary membrane.